This is a messenger RNA of Rhipicephalus sanguineus (brown dog tick), 1390 nucleotides long. Its product is annotated as neuropeptide F receptor. Gene Ontology annotation, cellular component: membrane. Lineage: Eukaryota; Metazoa; Arthropoda; Arachnida; Ixodida; Ixodidae. Bases 44 to 1390 code for a protein of 448 amino acids. Gene Ontology annotation, molecular function: neuropeptide Y receptor activity. The record is from RefSeq and is a predicted model, not a curated record. The transcript is spliced from 3 exons. Gene Ontology annotation, biological process: G protein-coupled receptor signaling pathway.
GGAGGGCCGAGACGACGACCCAUUGGCCGGAGGGCAAAGACUAAUGGCUGAGACUGGAGCGGGCGCACGUAUCAUGGAAGGCCUCGGUAUGAGUCCUGACGAGCUCAUGGCCCUUCUGUCUCAAAACAAGAGCGGCAACGAUACAGCGGAGCUACACCGACAGCUAGAGAGACGUCUACUCUCGUUUCUUGACCGGAGGGCUAUCGACAGCGACACGCUAGCCGCACUGCUUGCAGCGUACACGCUGCUUAUCCUCACUGGCGCCACGGGCAACGGGCUGGUCUGCCUGGCGGUGGCGCGGCGACCCAAGAUGCGCACGGCACGCAAUUUGCUGAUUGUGAACCUGGCGGCUGCCGACCUCCUGCUGUGCCUCUUCACCAUGCCAUUCUCGCUGGUGGAAAUUGCGCUCAAGACCUGGCCCCUGGGCGGCACCACGUGCAAGCUGGUAGCCGGCCUGCAGGCCACCAGCGUCUUUGUCUCGACGCUGAGCAUCACGGCCAUCGCCAUUGACCGCUACCUCGUUAUUGUCUAUCCGACCAAGCAGCACUGGUGCUUCUCGGCACUGGUCGGCAUGCCGCUCAUCUGGCUGCUGGCGCUGCUUCUCUCCGUGCCCAUGUUCAUGUACCGGGUGCUCGACCACAUUGAGCUACCGGAUCCCGUGCGAGGCACAGUCGUACACCUCGAAUACUGCGUCGAGCACUGGCCUAUCGAGGAGGGCCGGUUCUACUACUCUAUCUUCUCAAUCGUGUUCCAGUACUUCGUGCCCAUCACCACCGUGACCGUGGCCUACGCGAGUAUUUGCCGCCGCCUGCGCGUGCGGCUCGUAGCCAAGGCUGGCCCGCUGAACCAGAGCGCACCUCGUCAGCAGCACGACAAGCGCCGCAUGCACCGCACCAAUGUGCUCCUGGUGGCCAUCGCCGCCAUAUUCGCCGCGAGCUGGCUGCCGCUGCACAUCCUCAACCUGGUGGCCGACUCGACGCCCAGCCUUACGGCAGACUCUCGCCUGUAUCGUGUCUACUUCGCCUGCUGCCACAUGGCCGGCAUGAGCUCGGCCUGUUCGAAUCCACUGCUCUACGGAUGGCUCAACGACAAUUUUCGACGAGAGUUCCGGCGCAUCCUGUCCACCUGCUGUCCACGGCUGCGAGCCAGGCGUGCGUCGGCUACUGGCCCGCCAUCGGAGAGCCGGCCGCUCACGGGACAGGCGCUCGUGCUAUUUCGCCGCCAACAGCGGCCUCACACCCAAGAUACCUGCGUGGAAGCCGCCCCACCGCGACCAGCCGAAGACCAGUACGAGACACUUAUCGUUCUCAGCCAGCCAUGCGACGACGUCGAAACAAUGUCCAGCACGAGAGCGCGCGGCGCAGAGGUUCAACGUGCAAGUGCCCAAUAG